Messenger RNA from Chaetomium globosum CBS 148.51, 789 nucleotides. RefSeq lists its product as uncharacterized. The record is from RefSeq and is a predicted model, not a curated record. Gene Ontology annotation, molecular function: superoxide dismutase copper chaperone activity; copper ion binding. NCBI's taxonomy places the organism in Eukaryota, Fungi, Ascomycota, Sordariomycetes, Sordariales, Chaetomiaceae. Gene Ontology annotation, biological process: removal of superoxide radicals. The coding region runs from base 1 to 789 and encodes 262 amino acids. Gene Ontology annotation, cellular component: cytoplasm. The transcript is spliced from 5 exons.
AUGGCUGUCAUUACCCCUUUUCAGACCCUCUUCGCCGUGCCCAUGACCUGUGAGGGCUGCGCCAAGGACAUCUCGAGCGCCCUGCACAAACUGCCAGGCAUCACCAAAGUGGAAGCGAAUGUCAAGGAUCAGUUGGUAUCAAUCGAGGGGACAGCGGCACCUUCCGCCAUCGUUGAUGCCAUUCAGGCCACUGGGAAAGACGCCAUCUUACGAGGGUCAGGUACUUCAAACAGCGCCGCGGUCAGCAUUCUCGAGACAUACCAUCACAAGCCAGACGCGGAGGUGACGCCUGCCGGAGUCCCCGGCGAGAGCUGGGUGAACGAGAGGUUAGUCAGGGGCUUGGUGAGGAUGGUGCAGGUCAGCCCAACCGAGACCCUGGUCGACCUGACUGUCCGCGGAGUGCCACCGGGGACGUAUCGCGCUACCAUCCGGGAGUACGGAAACCUCAAGGAUGGCGCGUCGUCAGCAGGGCCCGUCUGGUCAGCGCAGAGCAAGGAGGGUGGCCCUCCCCGCGGAGUCCUGGGGACCGUGGAGAUUGGGCCGAAUGGGUACGGGAAUACGUUUAUCAAUCACCCCUUCCAGGUGUGGGAGGUUAUCGGCCAUGCGCUGGUGGUCUCACCGCAGUCUAGCCCGUGGGGGUUUCCCAGGUUAGAUCGUCUGGGCUACGGUCGUAUUGCGGCAGUCGUAAAGGUUUGGGGUGGUGCAGCAGGAUCACCCAGACUUGGGCAUGCCGCUCGAGAUGAUCACGGGAUAGCGCCGACGUGCUUGUUUCGAAGGUACACAGUCUAG